Molecule: messenger RNA, 2796 nt
Organism: Talaromyces marneffei
Lineage: Eukaryota; Fungi; Ascomycota; Eurotiomycetes; Eurotiales; Trichocomaceae
Exons: 5
Coding region: 1-2796 (931 amino acids)
Biological process (GO): DNA-templated transcription; regulation of DNA-templated transcription
Molecular function (GO): DNA binding; zinc ion binding; DNA-binding transcription factor activity, RNA polymerase II-specific
Source: RefSeq, a predicted model, not a curated record
AUGGACGAGAGGGCUGUAUUUGACAAUGACAGUACAACAAGUACCGAUGAGGCUCCGGAACCAACAUCUUCUAGCAAUGCGUCGGGUCGAACCAAAGCCAAGGCCAAGCGGAAUGAUGAUGGUCAAGCAGCCAAACGUCGGUGCGUGAGUUCGGCAUGCAUUGCUUGUCGUCGAAGGAAGUCAAAGUGCGACGGAAAUCUCCCUAGUUGCGCCGCCUGUUCAUCCGUGUAUCAUACGCCAUGUAUAUAUGAUCCGAACUCCGAUCAUCGAAGGAAAGGGGUGUACAAGAAAGAUAUCGACAACCUUCGAACUCGAAAUACAACCUUGCAAACGCUCAUACACGCGAUCUUGAAUUAUGAUGAAGACAACGCAUUCGAUUUGGUUCGCCAAAUCCGGUUAUGCGACAGCUUGGAGGAUGUAGCAGACGCCAUCAUAAAUCAAGAGCGAGGUUUAAAUGCCUCUGCCAUUACGGCCCGGCGCGAACAACCCAUCGAGGAUGACACGGGAACCGACCAAUUUGAGUCCGAGCUUGCAGGGAAGAUGAGCGAGCUGAUGCUGGAUGGUUCCGUCAAAUUCAUUGGUGGCACAUCCAACCUGCUAUUCCUACCCCCCGAUUUACAACUUGACGAUGGACACUCCUCUCGCGAGUUGGUUAAGAUGAAACAAGGUUCAAGGUUUUCGGUCGCUCAGUGGACGAGGGUUACAGACGACGAGGCGUUGGUGAAGCAUCUAAUGAACAUGUACUUCACCUGGCAUUAUGCAUACUUCACUACAUUAUCCAAAAAUCUUUUUUACCGAGACUUUCGCCGCGGCCAGUCCAGCUCAUACUGCUCGUCUUUUUUGGUGAACACAAUGCUGGCUCUGGGUUGCCACUUCAGCUCGUGGCCCGGUGCUUAUGAGCACCCGGAGGACUCUGCGACGGCGGGUGAUCACUUUUUCAGAGAAGCCAAACGGUUGUUACUAGAACACGAUGAACAUGAAAAGGCCAAACUUUGCACUGUGCAGGCGCUAGCAUUGAUGUCUGUUCGCGAAGCAGGCUGUGGCCGGGAAGGCAAAGGCUGGGUUUACAGCGGUAUGAGUUUUCGAAUGGCCUAUGAUCUAGGGCUCAAUUUUGGUGCCACAAACUUGGGUUCGAGCAAGUUGAUGGAGGAGGAUAUUGACGCUCGAAGGAUUACUUUCUGGGGUUGUUAUCUGUUUGAUAAAUGCUGGUCUAAUUACCUGGGCCGUCAACCACAACUAUCCCUCGCUGAUGCCACAGUCCCCAAGUUUGACGUCUAUCCUGCAGAAGAAGCGGAGCCAUGGAUACCAUAUACGGACGUUGGCGUUGGACGAGAACGCGCACAGCCUGCGCGAACUCGAGCAGUAGCCUUGCAGAUUUCAAAGCUCUGCGAAAUUAGCAACGAUCUACUGGCAUUCUUCUACCAUCCUAUGCCUUCCGAAAAGCAGCCUUCGCGACAAGCCGAACUCUCAAAGCUCAGUGACCUGCACACACGGCUUGAGGCUUGGAAGAAGGGCCUACCAGCAGAAAUGGAGCCGAGAGACGGUCAACUACCACCUGUCUUAGUCAUGCAUAUGUUCUACCAACUUUUAUUCAUCCAUCUAUACCGCCCUUUCCUCAAAUACACCAAAUCAACAUCCCCCUUACCACAACAUGUCUCCCCCCGAAGAUUAUGCUCACAAGCUGCGGCUGCCAUAUCUAAAUUACUCCGAAUCUAUAAAAAGUCAUACGGUCUGCGACAAAUUUGUAACAUUGCAGUAUAUAUUGUCCAUUCAGCUUGCACGAUUCAUCUUUUGAACCUGCCAGACCGCAACGCUAGAAGAGACCUCAUCCACGGCGUUCGAAACUUGGAAGAAAUAGGCGAAGGCUGGCUCUGCGCUCGACGUACUUUAAGGAUUCUUGAUUUAUCUGCUGUCAAAUGGCAGAUCGAAAUACCAAACGAAGUCACUACGGUCUUUGACCGGACUCGUGUCAAAUGGGGAUCGUGGGGCCAUUGGGACCAAGUGACUUCACCCAGUGUGUCCGAAACCUCGCCCAUGUCGGCAAAUGCUAUCAUGAGCGUACCCGUUGUUCAUCAAAAACACGAUGAACUAUACACAUCAUCCACACUCCCGCAACUGCUACCGGCAAUGACCCAAUCUAACAAACGAACGGUUUAUUCUCCCACAAUUGGUGCCGCCGUUCAGCAUCCGAUGGCAAAUGUCCAACCCACACGCUAUCCUGACCAACUAGAAAUACUUCCUUUUAUGAGCUACCCUCCAGCUCCAGACCAGACAUCACCCCCGACUAGCAUAUCCAGCGUUUACCCAACUCAAGGCAUGGCUUAUUCGCAGCCUAAUGGUGGAUAUAAACCCCAACCGGACACAAUGAGUAUGAACAAUCAAGAUAUAUCCUGCAACAAUUCCAACAGCAGCAAUAGUCCCGUGGCAGUCGGCGGCACUCCGCCAAUGCCUGUCUUUAAUGGGAUGACUGAAAACAUGCUGGAAGAGAACCAAGAUUGGUGGAUGCGUGAUCAAAGCGCAUUAGCUUUGGGGCUCGAAAACUGGGGUGAAGGAUGGGCAGGAAACCAAUUCAUGAACCUCAACCUUCCUGCCCCUCCGCCUCAUGCUUCUCGUUCUUCCCUUCAUCCUGUUCAUCAGAAUCGUCCUUCCAAUGGCCACAAUACAGUUGAUAUGCAGCCACGCACCAACGGCAACGAAGCACUAGGCAACCUGCAAUUAUCAGGAAACAUUCCCCAGGACGGCGGCGUCAAACAUGCUUACGGCUUUCAAAACAUGCCUCCAUCAGGAUACCAAUGA